UUUACCGCCAAACUUGUUUAGAUUUGUUUGAAAGUCUAGAAAUCUAGGUUGAAACUGGAAACAUGAAUAAAAUUAAGUUAAUGAAACUUGUAGAAACAAUCAUAAGUUUGAAAGUAAAGCUAAAAUGUCCAAUCUGUUUAGAUGUAAUGCGGGAAGUUGUUGAGUUGAACUGUGGCCAUAAGUAUUGCAAAGAAUGUUACCUUGAACAGAAAUCUGCCCAGAAGCAAGCUUCUUGCCCUCUAUGUAAAAGGAUUUAUAAGAGGAGGUCAAUAAUAUACAGCGAUAAUUAUGCGAGCACUCUUGGAAAAUUUGUUUAUAACUGCUGCGAAAAUAUAAAAAGUAUUUAUAAAUGUGAAGUUGAACAACUUCGGAAACAACUGAGAGAGGAGAUAGAAAUACCCCAGAAUAAAGACGUUCUACAACAGAAUGUUAUAAGCAACAAUAAUUCGCUGGCCAUUCCAUCAACUUCAAAAGGUAUUAAUCAAACAAUAAAGCAGAAGAACCGUUCAAAAGAAAAAUAUGGUAUAAAAAAAGCUAAUAAAAAGAAGACACAAGAUGAAUCUGUGAAAGAAAAUUGUAUGAAUGCUUUUGAUACAUUAAUGAGUAACCAGCCCACUAAUACUUUUAAUAGAAAGGGUACUAAGCGUGUUUAUAUAAACAAAAAGAAGUACAAGAAAGAUAAAGCUGAAUAUAAUAUUUUAGAAUUUGAUAAUUGUGAAAAUAAAACUGCUGUGUUAAAGUGGUUAAAUGAUACAAGAAAUCAAUUUGACAGGUUGAGUCAGACUCAAAAUAUUACUGGCAUUUCUGAAGUUCCUGUUAUUGACUUAGUGUCGGUAUCCCAAGUAAAAGGAGCGAAAGAUGAAUGUAAAUCUAUGAGACCCAAACUUCGGAGAGGACGGGCAAAAUCAUUAGAUAUCGAAGUAAAGAAAGUAAUACCUACACAGAAAAAACUGAAUUUGCAAACAAGGUCUACUAGUUUAGAAAAUUAUAACAUCGAAGACAAUACAGAAGAGGAAGAAGUUGUUAAAAAAGCGGAAGAAAAAGUAAUUCAAGAUUUAAUAGAAGACGAGUUUUUAAAAGCAUUGGACAAUGAGUUACAAGAGACUAAAUACAGUGAUUUUGAUAUUAAAAGUAAAAGGUAUAAUUCAUCAAGGAAGAAGACUAAACCUUUAAGUCCAACUCCUGUUUCUACAGGAUGGGAACGUUUAACAGAAAUAGAAAAAACUAUAAAGAAAAACGAAAGGAUACCAAAACAACUAAAUAUUACCUUGCAGUCUACCCAGGAACUUAAAAAUGAAAACACACCUCAAAUUUCUAAUAAGGAGACCAUCAUUAAAGCAACUAAUACUGAUAAACCAAACAGUGACUCGAAGCAAAAUACUACCAGAAAUAAUGUGGUCGGUAUUGAAAGUAAAAACGAACACUCGACUGAUAAAGAAUCCAACGGUCAUAAAACAAUUGACGUUGAUAAGCGUAAUGAUGAUUCGAUACAAAGUGUUAUUGGAAACAAGGAAGCACUAAUUGAAAAUAAAAGCCGACCUCCAGAAGAUACUCAUGCCAAAAAUCGCCUAGAAGAAAACAUUCCUGAAGCAAAUAAAAACCCGAAACACUCUUAUGAUUUAGAACAACUAGAAGACUACAUAUCAAAAAAUAUUGAACUUAUCGAUAAAAACACAUCUGGAGAUAAUGAUACUUUGAUACAUGCCUUUCAGCAGAAAAAAAUAAAGGCCCAUGCGCACAAUUCUGAGAACUUAACGAAGAAACCAACUUCUGAAAAUGUAGAGAAAAAAACUACAAAGUCUGAAGAUAGUUGUGUUUUACUAGAUGUGUUGUUUAAUGUACCUCCACAAAAAAUGCCUCACGAUGAUAAUUCAAAGUCAAAACAAGAAAAUGAAGUCAUAGUAAUCGACGACGUUCCCGAGAUCGAGAUUAUGGCUUCAAAUGUACAAAACAAUCGUACAGCUGAGAGUAGAAGAGAUGUGCUGUUUAAUAUGCCUACACAAAAAAUAUCUCAUGACAAUUCGAACCGUAAACAAGAAAAUGAAGUCGUAGUAAUUGAAGAUAUUUGUGAGAUCGAGCCUACACAACCAAAUCUACGAGAUGAUCGUACUCCCAAGAACGGAAAAGAUGUGAAACAAGACACUUCACUGGAUGAAAUCACAAAAUUGUACGCUUGUCCUACGCAAAAGAUUGAUUACACUAGUGCCGAUACAACGAAUAAACACAGUUCAACGGAAGAUUUGUUAUACUUAUCCGAAGAAUGUUUGGAAAAAUGUAUAACGAGUUUAAAAUCUACCGAUGUGACCAUUGAAAACCACCUUCGAAAUCUGCAGUUCUACCUAUCAAAAUUAAAAUUGUUGCAUAGAAACGAUAACAAAGUUAUUAAAGAAAAAGCAUGUAUUACAGAACUUUGUGACGCCGAGACUCAAGUAGUCAUUAACAUUGCCGAUAAAACAAUACAAACUGAGGUUAAAGGAAAUAGUAUUGGGGUGCAAACGGAAGACUUGUGCUGUAUUCAGUGCAACGUUGAUUUGAAUAAAAAUCUUGAUGGCGUUACAUUGAUAUCUCAAGGUACAAGAGCUGCUAUAGAACAUAUGGUGAAUGAAACGAAUACAGAAUUCAAACCGACUCUGCGUAGUGGCAUUUCAAAUAAAACUGCUCUUUUGAAGCAGGGCUCGCAACGUGAAAUGAAUUUAGAUUUCAACUCGCCUGUACAUAGUACUGGUUCCAAUAAAAAUAACACUCCUUUAAAGCGAAGGUCACAGCAUACGGUGAAUGAAACAGAUAUAGAUUUCAAACCGAUUCCGCAAAGUACUGUUUCAAAUAAAAAUUACACCUCUGCCGUGAAGCAACGUUCACAACACGAAGAAUUUACCUGCACCCUAGACAACUUGAGCUUUGACACUCAAGAAAUCGAAAAGAAUCAAGACACUAUAACAAAGAUACCUUCAAAAAUUGAUUCUCGUAAGUCUGAUGCCCCGCAAACGUCACGAGCUGAUAUAGGCUAUAAAGUAGAAGAGAACAUUCCAAGUUCCGUUUUGAUAUGCAGUCUAAACUCUAAUAAAUCGACAGCAUCCAAGAAAAUAAAUCGGAAGUUAACUUACGAAGAUGAUAAGAGCAGUAAAUUUAAGAGAAUCAAACGUCCCGCUUCUGAUAGUGACUCAGAGGAAGAUGAAGAAGUUCCAGCGAAACGAAAGUGUAACAGGUUCCUUAGAGAUGAUUUGUCUGUCCAAUUUCUGACUAAUCCUGACAUUUCCGAAUUUAAAGAGAACAAUAAAACACUAGUGGUAGAAUCCCAGGAUAGCGAGAGUAUUAAUUAUGAUGAAUAUCUUGCUGAGGUUAUGAAGAAAUACGAAGAUAAUGACUUUUCCAGUAGCUCGCCUCGGAGUUUUAAAAAACCCAAAGUUCUUACGGCGAAGCAAGAAUUGAACAGGAAAUGUGAGGAAAUGAUCGACAACGCUAAUAAAAAAAUAUAUCCUGGUAAAAGUGUAUCAGAAUUAUCCUGUGCUUCAUCCAAAGACAGCUUCAGGACAGCUUCUGACAGCAACAACUUCGGUGACGGUUUAGGUUCAGAUGAUGUUUUCAUGAACGAAGAGAAUUUGUUGAAGUUAGAAAAUGACAUUCGUACAUACGAAAGGAAGGUAAAGGCGCAGAAUUCCGAAAUUUCUGAUAUAAUAGGCGAAACGGAAGAGAUUACGCCGUCGCCUAAGAAACGAAAAAAGACGAGUGCAAAGAACGAUCCUCCAUCAAAUAAAGAUUUAUUUUUGAGGAAGCAUGAUCUAGAACUUUCAAACAAACUUUGCAAUGCCCUGGAGACGGAUGCGAAUGAACUUGCUGAUACGUCGGAAGCACAAACAAAUUUAAAAAAAGAGAAAAAUAUAAUUGUAUUAGCGAAUGUAAAAAUUAAGAGCCAAGAUAGGAAUGAAGUUGCGAAAGGAGAUGAAGAUGAUUUAUUCUCUGAUGAAGACAUUGUUGAAACUACCCCACAGAAAAAGGUUGAUAGUUUUGCAGACAGAUCGUUACGUUCGCAGAUAAUGGAUUCAAUAAACCUAAUCAACAACGCUCUACCACCCCCAAAAGAAACUGCAAACUUCGACUUCGACAUUGUGCCAUUGCCGCCUCCACCCGACUUCCAAGAUGACCUUGACAUUCCGUCUACUCCUGAAGAUAUAGUUGACAAUGAUAAUCCUACGAAUGACGACGACAAUCCGACGAACGACGCCACAACCGUAAUUGACUUAAACAAAUCCUCGCAAACUCCCGAUAAUCUGUCCCAAUUCAUUUUCCGCAACCCCAGAAAUCCUAAAGUCCUAUCACCGUGCAUCAAACAGAUCAUCAGAGAAACUGAAGUCGAAAAUAAAAAAUCGGAGACAAGAAAUAUUUCUUAUGAAGAGUUAAACGAAAACGACUUGUCGUUAACUCCAGACAGACUGACUCAACGGAAUGAACAUGCAAUGCAAAGACUACUCCACAGCACCCCUAUCGUUAAAGUGGAUCUAGAGAGGGAAUCUUUGGGUUUCUCACCCAUAACGGCAAAGAAAUCGCAGAAUAUCGGCAUGACGGAAAUGGCGCAAGCUUCGAAAUACACUCCUCUAACAGCCGUAACGAAACACACACCGCAAAAACAAAAUGUAUUCACCAGCACGCCUAGGCAGAAGAGUAUAUGGAAUUACGUCAAACCGUCUCAGGAGGCGGGCCCAUCUAUCGGAAAAACUAAGCCCUGCAUAGCUUGUACUCGGCUGACAAAGGCUCAAAUUAAUUUAAUUGUUAAGUUGACGGAUAAGAAGUUGGCGAGGUUUAAUUCCCGGUUCGAUAAGGACGUUACACAUAUGAUCGUUAUCGCUAACGAGGAAAACUGCGUGAAGGACUACACGAUUAAGUUUGUGUCAGCGGUGGCGUCGGGGAUUUGGGUUUUGAAGUUUGAGUGGGUAGAGGAAUGCUUGAAGAAGGGCUGCAUUAUUCCCGAAGAACCUUUUGAAGUCCUGGACAUUUCUGGUUUCCCUGGUCCCAGAACAUCAAGAUUGACGCGGAAACAGAAUCCUUUGUUCAAAGGUUAUAAGUUUUUCUGUGCGGAACCGUUCCUUUCGACAACCAAAGAUGAAAUCGAGAAUAUAGCUAAAAUGUUAGGAGGAAGAGUGCUUCAAGAUAUGAGAAGUUUGCUGGUGGAUGACGGCGAUAUCGGGAUUAUAAUAGGGGAAGGCCAUGCCACUCAAGAUUUCGAGCAAUAUGAAAGAUGGGUGGAAAAGUACAAAACGGUGACGGUCGACAUAGAAUGGUUGAGCAAGUGUGUGGGACAGUAUAAAAUAUUAAGCAUUCGACCGUACGUCUGGUGCUCUGAGGACAACCUAGGUGACCUGGGGUAUCCCUCGGCGUUAACCGAAACUGUACCUCUUUCUUUUACGGAAACAUUUUAAUAAUGUUUGUUACCAGUUAAGCAUAAAAUGAUUUAUGUAUUAUUUUUUUUUAGAAAGUUUAUUUUUUUUGUUUUUAUACUUCUAGUACCAGUAAAUAAAUCUCAUU
This is a messenger RNA of Anoplophora glabripennis (Asian longhorned beetle), 5520 nucleotides long. RefSeq lists its product as uncharacterized. Gene Ontology annotation, biological process: positive regulation of transcription by RNA polymerase II; negative regulation of fatty acid biosynthetic process; double-strand break repair via homologous recombination. The transcript is spliced from 11 exons. NCBI's taxonomy places the organism in Eukaryota, Metazoa, Arthropoda, Insecta, Coleoptera, Cerambycidae. Gene Ontology annotation, cellular component: BRCA1-BARD1 complex; plasma membrane; BRCA1-A complex. The record is from RefSeq and is a predicted model, not a curated record. The coding region runs from base 63 to 5414 and encodes 1783 amino acids. Gene Ontology annotation, molecular function: ubiquitin-protein transferase activity; metal ion binding.